Molecule: messenger RNA, 1604 nt
Organism: Polychytrium aggregatum
Lineage: Eukaryota; Fungi; Chytridiomycota; Chytridiomycetes; Polychytriales
Exons: 4
Coding region: 231-1457 (408 amino acids)
Biological process (GO): peptidyl-threonine phosphorylation
Cellular component (GO): cytoplasm
Molecular function (GO): protein serine/threonine kinase activity
Source: RefSeq, a predicted model, not a curated record
UCGACUCUGGCCGCCGUCCUUGCUCGCCCAUCGCCCUGCGUCCUUGCCCUUCCAUCUGUCGCCCUCGUCCGAGCGCCUGUCCACCUGUUUGCCCGAGACACCCCGUCCGCAAGCGUCGCAUCGCCCACCUGUCCGCCGGGGAUCAGCCCGUCGCUCACGCCUGCAUCCCUCGCCCUCAAUCUCACUCCCUCCUCAUCGAUACUUGCUGCCUACUCUCCAGCUACUCCACAAUGUCUCGCCGCUCGCUGCUCGACCUCCUGUUCUUGCUUGACUGCACGGCCUCGAUGGGGCCCUACAUCGCCAAGGCCACCGAGUCGAUCAACACCAUCGUCGAAACCAUUGCGAAUGCCGAACAGUCUGAUGUUAUUGUUGGGCUGAUUUCGUACCGCGACCACCCGCCGCAAGACCUCAGCUAUGUCACUCGCUGCUACCCGUUCACCAGCAGCAUCCCCGAGAUGAAGACCCAUCUGGCGAUGCAGCGGCCCCAGGGUGGUGGCGACGGGCCUGAGGCCGUCACGGCUGCCCUCAACGACGCCCUGAAAAUGAACUGGCGACCCAACUCGACCAAGGUCCUGGUGUUGAUUGCCGAUGCCCCGCCUCACGGCAUUGGCGAGCGCCACGAUGGCUUCCCGGAUGGCGACCCCCACAAGGUCGAUCCCCUCGUCGUUGCCCGGCAGCUGCAGCAGCUGGGUGUCUGCAUCUACUCGGUCGUCUGCGAGCCAGCCAUCUCGCAAAAGUACCAGUACGCCGUGGACUUUUACAAGGGCCUGAGUCGGAUUACUGGCGGCAGCAUGGUGCCGCUGACCUCGGCCGAGCUGCUGCCGGACGUCAUCGUCGGUGGCGCACAAGAGCAGAUGAAUCUGGCCCGGCUCUCGAACCAGGUCGAGAUGGCCGUCCGCACCGAAGUCAACGACGGCGUCAUGACCGAGGACGACCUGAUCGACCGACUGUUCUCCAAGAUGAGCAUCAGCAACGUCGUCACCAAACAGCUCAAGGUCGACGAUCCGUACGUCAACAUUCCCGAGGCCGAGCACAACGCCACCGUCUUUGCAAACUCGUUUGAUCUGGCUGCGGCCCGGUCACAUCUCAAGGCCGUCUCCACCAACCGCCUGCGCGAGUCGUACACCUACAGCGCCACCUCGGGCGGCUAUGACUACAAGCGCUCGACUGACCCGGCCUACAAACAUCACGGCUCCGGCGUCUUUGGUGGCUACUUUGGCAGCUACGAGCCCCGAACGGUAGUGCCGCCGCCCAUCUCCCGAAAGGACGACAGUGGCGCCGACGUCACCUUUGGCGAGAUGGAGACGGAUGCGGAGCGGACACAGUCUGUCCGCCUCGCCGAGGAGGCCAUCUCCUACGAACAAGUUCGCCGUCUUGUGCGUCAGGUGGGUGUCACCAGCACCGCCAUUCCGGCCUCAUCGACCGGCGAGGAAAUGUCGAUGGACAUGGAUUCGUGAGCCAUCGGCUCCGUCGCGCAACUAGGAGUCCCAAACAGAAGAGCCCGCAAUCACUCCAAGAAAAGGAAGAAAAAAUGCAAUCUCGAGCAUGUCUGCAACAUCCAAAACCCAGACCCCCCCUCCAGCGGCGCUGCUCUCCCUCCGACG